This is a messenger RNA of Quercus lobata, 2984 nucleotides long. RefSeq names its product probable LRR receptor-like serine/threonine-protein kinase At3g47570. The record is from RefSeq and is a predicted model, not a curated record. NCBI's taxonomy places the organism in Eukaryota, Viridiplantae, Streptophyta, Magnoliopsida, Fagales, Fagaceae. The transcript is spliced from 4 exons. Gene Ontology annotation, biological process: protein phosphorylation. The coding region runs from base 1 to 2976 and encodes 991 amino acids. Gene Ontology annotation, molecular function: protein kinase activity; receptor serine/threonine kinase binding; ATP binding.
AUGCACACUUUUAUCCUUCUCUGCUGCUUUGGCUUUUUUCUCACCUCUGUGCUUGGUGAGAAUAAUGAGACAGACCGGUUGGCAUUGCUCAGCUUCAAAGCCAAGAUUAGUAAAGAUCCUCUUGGGGUCAUGAACUCUUGGAAUGAUAGCAUCCACUUUUGCCAAUGGAAAGGUGUUUCAUGUGGUCGCCGACAUCAAAGGGUCACUGCGUUGGACCUGCACUCUCAAAAACUGGUAGGCUCUAUAUCCCCAAAUGUUGGAAAUUUAAGUCUUUUGUGGAAGCUAAACCUUGAAAACAAUAGCUUUUAUAAUGAAAUUCCUCAAGAAAUUGGCCGUUUGCGUAGACUACAAGUCUUGCUAUUGAACAAUAACACAAUAAGUGGAACGGUUCCUAGCAAUUUAUCCAAUUGUACCAAACUCUCAGUGUUUCAUGCUGCUGUUAAUAAUCUGGUUGGAGAAAUCCCCACAAAGCUUGGCACCUUGUCAAAGCUUCAAACAUUUGCUAUUCAUAAAAAUAAUCUAAUAGGAAUCAUCCCACCUUCUUUUGGAAACUUAUCAUCUCUAGAAGGUUUUUCUGUAGCUUAUAAUAACCUGAGUGGGAGUAUCCCUGAUUCUUUUGGCCAAUUGACCAAACUUAAAAUCUUUGCUGUGGGUUCAAAUAGGUUGUCUGGUACAAUUCCUCCCUUGUUCUUCAAUAUCUCUUCAAUAACAAAGAUUGAUGUAGCAGUUAACCAAAUCCAAGGGCAUCUUCCAUCGGACAUAGGUAUCACUCUACCAAAUUUAGAAACAUUUACCAUCAGCAACAACCAAUUUAUUGGAUCUAUCCCUAUUUCAAUAUCUAGUGCCUCGAAUUUACAUAUACUAAAUUUGGCUGAGAAUAAACUAACUGGAAAAGUUCCUUCUUUAGAGAAGCUAAAUAGAGUGAGGUUGUUUUCCAUUGCCGAAAACCAGCUUGGAAAUGGAGGAGCAAAUGACUUGAGUUUUCUCUGUUCUUUGUCAAAUGCUACCAACCUAAGAGAUUUGGAGAUAAAUACCAACAACUUUGGGGGGGAGUUGCCUAAAUGUAUUGGCAACAUCUCAACUAGUCUUACCUUUUUCUAUUUGAAUAAUAAUAAAAUAUUUGGAAAUAUUCCUAGUGUUAUAGGGAAUCUGAUCAACCUGGAGGAUAUAGAAAUGUGGAACAAUAAAUUUUCAGGAGACAAUAAUCUUCAGGGAAGCAUCCCUUCAAGUCUAAGUCAAUGCCAAAAUUUGAUAACUUUUCAUCUUCCCCGUAAUAAUCUUAGCGGUAUCAUAUCCUCCCAAGUUAUUGGUCUCUCAUUUUCACCAAAUAGCCUUGACUUCUCUGGCAACCAAUUCACUGGUGUCCUUCCCAUGGAAAUAGGAAAUUUGAAAAAUUUAGAACAUUUGGAUACUUCUGAAAAUAUGUUGUCUGGUAAAAUACCAGAACGUCUUGCAUGUUGUGUAAAGCUAGAAUUUCUAGCCAUGAGAAGAAACUUUUUCCAAGGGGUUGUUCCUUCAUCUUGGAAAUCAUUAAGAGGUCUUGAACAUUUAGACCUUUCUAACAAUAAUUUUUCUGGCAUGAUUCCAAAUUUUUUGGAGAGUUUUGAUUUCUUGAAAUUAUUGAAUCUCUCGUACAACCAUUUUGAGGGUGAGGUACCAACAAAUGGAGUUUUCAAGAAUGCAAGUGCAACUUCAAUUAAGGGAAAUGGUAAGCUUUGUGGGGGCAUACCAAAGUUUCAACUUCCUAACUGCAACAAUAAAAAAUCCAAGAAGAGCAGGUUGACUCUUACGUUGAAGCGGAUAAUCUUUAUACUCUUCGGGCUUCUUGGAGUAACUUUGGUUCUAUCGUUUUUAUUUCUAUGUUCUUCAAGGAAAAAAAAGAGAGAAAAUACCUCAAGUGAUUCAAUAAAUUUAUUUUUGAAUGUAUCUUACCAAAGUCUCCUGAAUGCUACUAAUAGAUUUUCUUUUGAUAAUCUAAUUGGUGUGGGUAGUUUUGGGUCAGUGUAUAAAGGAACUCUUGAUCAAUAUAGACAUGCAGUUGCUAUCAAGGUGUUGAACCUUGGGCGCCAUGGAGCUUCCAAAAGUUUCAAAGUCGAGUGUGAGGUUCUAAGAAACAUCAAACAUCGAAAUCUUGUACAGUUGCUCACAGCAUGUUCGAGCAUUGACAAUCAAGGUCAUGAUUUUAAGGCUUUGGUAUACGAGUUCUUGGGAAAUGGCAACCUAGAUGAGUGGUUACAUCCAAGUCCAAGAACAAAUGAUGCUCUUGAGAAACCAAGAAAGUUGAGUUUUCUUCAAAGAUUGAAUAUCGCUAUUGAUGUUGCUAGUGCAUUGGAAUAUCUUCAUUAUCAUUGUGAAACACCAAUUGUUCAUUGUGACCUCAAGCCUAGCAAUGUUCUUCUCGAUGAUGAAAUGGUUGGACAUGUAAGUGAUUUCGGCUUGGCAAGAUACCUUCAUGAUAUUAUCCAAGAUUCUUCUACUAAUCAAAUAAGCUCCAUUGGGGUUAGAGGAACGAUUGGUUAUACUCCUCCAGAAUAUGGAAUGGGAAAUGAGGUGUCAAUAUAUGGUGACGUUUAUAGUUACGGUAUAUUAUUAUUAGAGAUUUUCACUGGAAAAAGACCAACAGAUAACAUGUUCCACGAUAGCUUAAGUCUUCGUGGCUUUGUCAAAGAAACUUUGCCGGAACAAAUAAUUGACAUUAUAGAUCCUGCUGUUCUCGGGGAAAGACAAAAGGGAGAAAGAAGGAUGAAUGACACUUGUAAUGGGAAUCGAAAUGGAAGUUCCAAAGUUCAUGAAUGCUUAAUUUUGAUACUUGGAAUUGGAGUUGCUUGUUCCACUGAAAUUUCGAGAGAAAGGAUGAAUAUCAGUGCUGUUGUAGUUGAGUUGCUUUCAAUUCGGCAAAACUUUCUUAGAACCCGUAUACACACUACUCAGACAGAGUACAAGCAACAGGUGCAAAAGACUGAUGACUUCUUUUGAAGGCCAAG